AUGAUGAGGCAUCCACUUCUCCAAGUGGUGCUAUUACUGUUCAUCUGCGGUGCUAUGGCCGGACCUGCAUACGCCUGUAAUUACGAUGAAAUCAAAGAGAAGAGCGGUCCUCCUGUCGUUGUGGUGAGAGAAGUACCGAAGAAAGGAGAGGGCACUUGGCAGGCGUACACCGUGGCGACAUCUGAAGGUGAAAAUGAUAAAUGGGAACCACUGCGCAUCAAUGUAUCCUAUGAAAAUCUGAAAGAGGAUAAGUACUGUGUAAAUAAGGAUGAAAAGCGCAGGGAUUUUUUGGAUGGGGAGGAGCAAAAUUGUGUUUCUAUUGAUCUUAUGAACGAAGAAAAGAAGAAGAGACUCACUGAUGAAAUUGUGCCCGAGGCUAUCAAAUUACACACUGAUCGUCUCCUAGUUCAGCGGAUAAAAACACCUUGGAAAGUACCAAAUUUGAGGGAUCAUGCUGUUUGUUCUCACUUCACAAGCCCAGACGACCACACAUCUCAGGAUGUGCAAGAUGCUGAUUAUCUGUUGUAUGUGGCUGCUGGUCCGAAUAAAAAACUUUGGUCUUCGCCCUGGGCUGUAACAUGUGCUAUUGAUGAACAAACUAAACGUCCAAUGGUUGGUGCCAUGAAUAUUCAUCCUGUGUACACUGAUUUUACACGAGCUAAUGUUCGCUUUAUUGCACAUCAACUCGCACAUGCUCUUGGUUUUGACUAUAAAAAUAUGAUGAAGGAGGAACUCAAGGAUAAA
Messenger RNA from Trypanosoma theileri, 744 nucleotides. Its product is annotated as surface protease GP63. The record is from RefSeq and is a predicted model, not a curated record. Lineage: Eukaryota; Euglenozoa; Kinetoplastea; Trypanosomatida; Trypanosomatidae. The transcript has a single exon. Gene Ontology annotation, cellular component: membrane; cytoplasm. Gene Ontology annotation, biological process: cell adhesion; proteolysis. Gene Ontology annotation, molecular function: metalloendopeptidase activity. The annotation marks the transcript as partial.